UUCUCCAUCUAAUCAAAGAACUAAGUCUCAAGAGAAAUAAUAUGGAGAAACUCUUAUCAACAAAAAGAGACAUGAAAUUUGUACCAGAGGCAUACAUAAUGCCACCUGACACUAGACCUGGCAACACCAAAGUCCCAAUAUGUGAGAACAUUCCUGUGAUUGAUCUCAAAGCAGAUCCAACUAAACUCUCUCACCAAAUCUUAGAUGCUUGCAAAGAAUUUGGAUUCUUCCAGCUGAUCAAUCAUGGGGUUCCAGAGAAGAUGUUAAGGGAUGUGUUAGAAGUGACUAAGGAAUAUUUUAAGUUACCAGCUGAAGACAAAGCAAUCAUGUUCUCUGACGAUAUCAACCAAAGUAGUAGGCUACAUACCAGCAUGGAUUAUACGAAAGAGCAGCUUCAUUACUGGAGAGAUGCUUUGAAACACCCUUGUCAUCCUUUAGAGAAACACAUUCAAUCUUGGCCUCAAAAACCACCUCAAUAUCGAGAGGUGAUGGGGCCAUACUCAGUUGAGGUUAGGAAUCUGAGCUUGUGUCUUUUGGAUCUGAUAAGUAAAGGAUUAGGACUUGAACCAGGGUACUUCAGCCAAGAAAGUGAACAGUUUGAAGUUCGUAUGUCUGUAAACCAUUAUCCACCAUGUCCAGAUCCAAGCUUGACAUUAGGACUACCUAAACAUGCUGAUGUUGUCCUACUAACUCUUCUUCUCCAACAAAUGAAUGGUCUCCAAAUACUCAAAGAUGGCCAGUGGCUUGCAGUUGAGCCUCUACCCAAUGCCUUUGUUGUCAACAUAGGCCACACUUUAGAGAUUAUUAGUAAUGGAAAGCUAAGAAGUGUUGAGCACAGAGUUGUGACAAACCAAAAGCUUGGGCGGACAACAAUAAGCAGCUUCAUAUUACCUUGCCAAGGUUAUCAAGUUGAACCUGGAAAAGGGCUAAUCAAGGACGACAGUCCUCCACUGUAUAAAUCGUUCAUAUUCAAAGAUUUUCUGGCCACUUAUAUAACAGAUACUUGCCAGAGAAAAUCACCACUCGACCGCUAUAAGCUCAUUUAAAGCACACUUCAUAAUAUUAUAUAUCUACAUGGGGUUAUGUAGCUCUAGCUAGCUUGGCAGACAUUUGCUCCACUUCUACUUCUGUCAACUUUAAAGUGUUGUCUACUUUGGUUUGUAAUAUUAUGUACUACAAGUUUCUAAAAUUUUAAUAACAAUAGAAUUUGUGA
Humulus lupulus (European hop) is the source of this 1213-nucleotide messenger RNA. RefSeq names its product flavanone 3-dioxygenase 2-like. NCBI's taxonomy places the organism in Eukaryota, Viridiplantae, Streptophyta, Magnoliopsida, Rosales, Cannabaceae. The transcript has 4 exons. The record is from RefSeq and is a predicted model, not a curated record. The coding region runs from base 42 to 1046 and encodes 334 amino acids.